AUGUCUUCCUUUCUCAAGAUCGACUCAACCAACUUGGUUUCGAACGGCCUCAACAAUAGCUGGCGGUAUGACUUCGUAGGAUCGUCCGUCAAUUUUCAGGACGUCGAGGUGGCUAUCCAAAGCAUUUCGCUUUACAACAGCCAAUUCAAUAUCGAUUCAGGUGCUUUCGCGAACACAAGUUUCAAACUAGAGGUUCCAACUGGAGCAACCGUUUCAAUUCUGAAUGUGUCGCUACCGGAUGGUUACUACAGUUACGCCGAUAUCAAUCGAGUCAUCCAAACAACACUCGUGAACGCUGGAGCAUACCUGAUCAACUCAACAGGCGACAACGUAUUCUACAUUCAACUUGAGGAGAACAGCACGUAUUACUCAUGCCAACUGGAUGUUUCGCCGACUCCAACGUCUCUACCCGUUGGAUACACUCUCCCUGCAACCGGAUUUAUCCUGAGCAACACCAUUCCACAGAUUCACCCGAGCAGCUCGUAUAUCGUUCGGUGCGAUCUGGUGAAGAAUAACUACGUAGUCAGCGGUGACAUCCUUGCUGCAUUUGACAGAGGCGAUGCUUCUAUUGGACAGCUUAUAACAUAUGCUCCAUCUCAGUAUGCAUGGAUGAACACCCACAACGGUGCGAGAAACUCAAUUACAAUCACAAUCUACGAUCAGAAUGACCGUCCGAUCCAUUUUCGCGAUCUCUCUGUAUCCAUAAUGCUAUUGUUUCGACCCAAGAAAUCAUUGCUUUAA
Phytophthora sojae is the source of this 741-nucleotide messenger RNA. RefSeq lists its product as hypothetical. The record is from RefSeq and is a predicted model, not a curated record. The transcript has 2 exons. Bases 1 to 741 code for a protein of 246 amino acids. Lineage: Eukaryota; Oomycota; Peronosporomycetes; Peronosporales; Peronosporaceae.